AUGUCGCCCCAGCUGAAGGAACUGCUUCUACCGCAGUUUGUGCAGGACCGCAAGAGCAGUGCCAUGGACGAGGCCCUGGAAGGCUGCGACCUCUCAUACGUCUACUACACCACCGACUCGUCCUCGUCGGACAUUGCUUCGCCCCUGACGCCCACCUUUUCCAACCGAGGAGGAGUCCCCCUCCGCUACUCGAGCUCGACGUCGUCUCUCGAGCUGCCAGCACUGCCGCAGGAAGGCCCUGCUUCGCCCAUUGCCCAGCAUGCCGCCGCUUCCAAGUCGAGCAUCCGCCAGCUGCCUGAUGUGCAGGAGGAGCCGCUGGAACGAGAGCAGGAAUACGAUGAGGAGGAAUACGACGAUGACGACGACAACUUGAGCGACACGUUUGGCAUGUACUGUCUAUGCGACCAAGCAUGCGAGCACCAAGAUGCCUCCCGAGAGCUUCUGCGAAACGAAAUCACGGGCGAGUAUGACAUUGACUACGACAUGGGCUUCCUCAGCGACAGCGACUUCUCCGGCGACGCGCAAUUCUCCAGGAAGAAGCGUCACAUCAGCGGCGAGGCCCUGGCCGCCCUCUCCUCGCGGAUUGGCAGCCGCUUCCCCAGCAUCGCCCGAUGGACGUCCCAGCGCAAGGCAAACAGCAUCACGGGCCUCAUGGCCUCGCCCACCACCGAGCGCAGCCUCGAAAACGUGCUCUCUGGCGCCGAGAGCAGCCGCUCGUCGUCCAUGUCGUCGCCCGCCCGCCAAUUCCCCGUCCUGCUGGACGACUCCUCGCCCAUGCCCCCGCCGGCCAUGCCCUUCUACGAGAGCACCGACAGCCUGGAUAUGCACGCGGGCGAAUUCAGCCGCGAGGAGCGGUCAGGCAUUGAGCGUGACAGGGCCAUGGCCACGACCCCCCUGCUGCCUCCGCUCAUGACCGACCCGCUCGGAAAGCCUCCGCUGCCAUUGUCUCCUCUGGAGUCGCCCAGCGUGGCUCCGUCCUCGGCCGUCACGGAGGUCCACUCGCCUCGCAUCAUCCCGACCCCGAGACAAUCCAUCGGCUCCAAGCCGUCCAUGACAUCGUUGCGCCAGGCGUCUAUUCUGACGGAGCUGCCGCUGCCGCUGCCGCCGUCCAUCCUGCUGGACCAGGACGAGUGGUCCGACCGCCUGGGCCACGCCAACUUCACCAUCAACCCCGCGCCCUACGGCAUCAGCGAGAUCAAUGCCGUCACCGUCAACAAGUUCUGCGACGACUGGGAUGCCGCGCGUGUGGCCUACACCAAGCACCUCGUUCGCACCGGCGAGCACUACGGCCAGACGAGCAAGAUCUACGCCUUGACUGAGGCCAAGUGGGCCGAGACGGAGCGCAAGUGGAAGGGUUACUACUCAGACAUUGCACGCGAGAUGCAGGUCAAUGUCAAACGCUCUUCCUCGGUGCUGUCUCGCAGCCGCAGCCGAGGCCGGGGACGCGGCCGCUCUGAGAGCGCCAACCCGGUGGGCAAAAGCCGGAGCCGCCAGGACAACGAAGACCUCCUCGUGGUCAUGGAAUGGCGGGGCAGAAAGGGCUGCUUGCCUAGCGCUGUGCCUCAGAUGCUGGAGGCCUUGGACGCUGAUGGCAAGUUUCCUCACCGCGGCGACGAGGACAUUGUCGGGCCCAUGCAUCGUGUUCCCUACAUGAAGCGGGCCCGAAGCGAGGAGAAGACGCCACGAUUCUGGAAGAACCUGGCAGAGAAGCUUCGACUCUGA
Trichoderma atroviride IMI 206040 is the source of this 1722-nucleotide messenger RNA. RefSeq lists its product as uncharacterized. Lineage: Eukaryota; Fungi; Ascomycota; Sordariomycetes; Hypocreales; Hypocreaceae. The record is from RefSeq and is a predicted model, not a curated record.